Molecule: messenger RNA, 1503 nt
Organism: Tauraco erythrolophus (red-crested turaco)
Lineage: Eukaryota; Metazoa; Chordata; Aves; Musophagiformes; Musophagidae
Gene: C27H1orf116
Product: chromosome 27 C1orf116 homolog
Cellular component (GO): cytoplasm
Source: RefSeq, a predicted model, not a curated record
AUGCCCAGGAAGGAGCUGGGGCUGGGGAUGGCUGGCUGCAACUCGGGCAGCUGCGACAGCAUGGUCAGCACGGCCUCCAACCACUCGCAGCGCAGUGAUAACAGUUAUGACUACUUAUCUGUGGAAGAGAAAGAGCGUUUGAUGUUCUUAGAAGAAACUAUUGGCUCCCUGGACACAGAAGCAGACAGCGGGGUCUCUACCGACGAGACCGACUACGUGGAGCCCUCCAAGCUGCCCGGGACGUGGCCUAAGAGAGACACUGUUGCCCAAGAUUUGGAAAACGGGGCUCCCCCUCUGAGCGUAGGUCAGCAGCGUGCGGCUGAACAGAAGAGUGGUAAGAACAUCUCCACCUUCUCAAGCUCAGCUCCAGCAGCAGCUCCAAGCCCAGGCUAUCACAGCCUUCCAAGGAGCAUCACAGCAGCGAAUGCACAAAGAGCAAAUGGAGCUUCUGAUGGCAAAGCGACUGCCCGCACGGUGGAGGACCCAGUGCUGCUAGGUCAGUCUUCACAGGAGAUGGCCAAGGAGGACAGGCUUGACCAAGCCAAUGCAAGAAGCCAGAUGAAGCCCCUAGAAUCUUUGAUUAUCCAACCUCCAGAUCCCUUCCAGGAUGACCUGGUGAGCCAUGAGUGGUCACGUAGCAAUCGCUCAGAUGCCAAGAGGAAAACAGCCAAGGAGACCAAGAGUUGGACUUCAUGGGGCCAGCCAGAGAAACCCAUGUUGGAAGAAGCUCCUCAGGACCCAGAUGCCAAGCGUGGGCCUCCAACUGCACCCAAGCCACGGAAAUUGCCACCAAAUAUUAUUUUGAAAACUAGCAAAAACAGCCCAGUGCCACUCGCCACAGAGCCUGGCCAGAAGGUAAAAGCACCACCGUCAUCCUUGGCCGGCUCUCAGCCUGGCUCUGCUGGCAACACUGCUGUCGAAAAGGCAAAUUCAGGGCACCUCGACCCCAAGGAGAGGGAGAAAGCCAGGCAGGAGGCAUUGGAGAAGCUUGGACUGUCACAGGACAGGAAGGAGCCCAGCACCCAUCUUCAACCUACCAUACAACCCCAAGCAAGGGAGAUGCCAUUCCCCGUUCCUGGAGAGCCCGAGGCACACUGCGAGGCAGCGGAGAGGUCGGUGCCAGGUAUCUGGCAGAUGAACUUCAAAUCCAACACCCUGGAGCGCUCCGGUGUGGGACUGAGCAGCUACAUGACCAGUGCCAAGGAGCAGAACAUCAAGACCAGCAACUCCCUGGGCAAGAUGUCCUUCAUCGAGCGGCUUGCCCCGAGCUUCCUCAGGAGCAGCCGCCCCCGGCCAGCAUCCCUCGGGACAGGGAAGGACUUUGCUGGUCUGAAGGAGCCCGAGCAAGCGGAACAGGAGAAGAGCAGCAAGCGGAGAUCCCACCCGCUGCAGAACUUCCCCAGGCCGCACCGCUCCUGCGUCAGCGUGAAGAUUUCCCCCAAGGGCACGACCGAUGAGAACCGGCGAGAGGCACUGAAGAAGCUCGGUCUGCUCAAGGAAUAG